Molecule: messenger RNA, 1121 nt
Organism: Micromonas pusilla CCMP1545
Lineage: Eukaryota; Viridiplantae; Chlorophyta; Mamiellophyceae; Mamiellales; Mamiellaceae
Exons: 2
Coding region: 18-1049 (343 amino acids)
Molecular function (GO): GTP binding
Source: RefSeq, a predicted model, not a curated record
CGCGCGGCGCCGCGGUCAUGCCGCCGGACGCGGACCCGGGGGACCCUCCCGCCCCCGCGCGUCGCCGUCACCGCGCGAUCGCGCUCGUGGGGAAGACCGGGACGGGGAAGUCGUCCACGGGGAACGCGAUCCUUCGUCUCGGCGCGUCGUCGUCGUCGGCUUCGUCGUCGGCGUCGUCGGCAUCCAUCGGAUCCCCCGAGGAGGUGUUCGUCUCCAGACGCAGCGCCGCGGGGGUCACGACCGAGUGCCACGUCCACCGCUGCGACGGCGGGCUCUCCAUCCCGUGCGACGAAGACGCGAGGCGCGAGGACGACGGCGAGGAAGACGCGACGACCGCGAUGGUGACGUGGUGGGUGAUCGACACCCCGGGGACGUGCGACGACGCCGCCGCGGAGCGCGAGGGGGGCGUGGAGGCGAAUCUGGUCGAGAUCGAGCGCUGCGCGUCGCUCGCGCCGGAGGGCGUCGACGCGUUCGCGCUCGUGUUCAGCGCCGCCGGGCGCGUCACCGCGGACGAGCUCGACGCCGCGGAGUGGCUUCGGCAUCGCUUCGGACCGGACGCGUUCGACGCGCGAACGAUCGUCGUCUUCACGCACGCGGACGUGAUCGCGUUCGAGGGGGCGUCGCAUUUCGACGCGUACCUCGAGGGCGCGCCAGCCGCGCUCGCGAAGCUGUUGAAGAGGGUGACGCCCGACCGCGUCAUCCUGUGCGACGCGCGCGCGAAGCCGGGGAGCGAAGACGCGGCGCGGUUUAAGAAGUCGCUGCGGAGAGCGUUACGGUGCGUCGUCGAGGGCGUCGGCGGCGCGGCGGCGGCGGCGACGACGGCGGCGGACGUCGCCGCCGCCGCGGAGGCUAGGGCGCCGAAGCCGCGCAUGAAGGAAGCGCGGCGGGCGCGGCAGCGGAAGCGAGCGCUCGAGGCGAGGCAGGCUGCGGGUGGGAGUGGGGACGGGAUUGGGGCGUCGUUGUUCGGGAUGAUAGAUCGCGCGAGCGCGGCGGUGUGGAGCGCGCUCGCGCCGCCGCCGCCGCCGAAGCCGCCCGAAGCGAGUCUCUGAGGCGACGGGACUUCGUUUCGAGAGUAUUCUGUCUGGUUGUUACGAGUACCGAAAGAGCUAGUCUAGCUAUAA